AAAGGUGCGUUAAACACUUUGGGGGUUUGGAACGUUCAGAUAUAAAUAUACUAUGUAGAACAGGAAGCACGUCGGAUCUAUUCGUUCAUGUAAUUUCUAUUUGCAACGUUCGGUAACGUUUGGCGACUGAAAGUAGCCAGUAGUCCAUCCCAAAUUAAUGGAAAAGAUGGGUAUGGUACUGUCUAAAAUUAAAUGAGAAAGAUGCCACGUGGCAUGGACUCAACAUUAGACUAUUUCUGAAGUUUGCUAUUAUAGAAAGCAGGAAAGCAAAGGCUGACUUUUUCAAACAGAAAUGUGCAUCCUCUAGCUCUAACUCCAAAAAGUUUUGGGACACUGUAAAGACCACGGAGAACAAGAGCACCUCCUCCCAGCUGCCCACUGCACUGAGGUUAGGUAACACUGUCACCAACGAUAAAUCCAUGGUAAUUGAGAAUUUCAAUUUCUACGACUGGCCAUGCUUUCCUCCUGACUACCCCAACCUCGGCCAACAGUUCCGCACCCCCCACAGCUACUUGCCCAAGCCUCCCCAGCUUCUCAUUCACCAAAAUCCAGAUAGCAGAUGUUCUGAAAGAGCUGUAAAACCAUUACCUGUGCAAAUCAGCUGGGCUAGACAAUCUGGACCCUCUCUUUCUAAAGAGAGACCCCUAUUACCAGUCUGUUCAACCUCUCUUUCGUAUCGUCCGAGAUCCCUAAAGAUUGGAAAGCUGCCGCGGUCAUCCCCCUCUUCAAAGGGGGUGACGCUCGACCCAAACUGUUAUAGACCUAUAUCCAUCCUGCCCUGCCUUUCUAAAGUAUUCUUAAGCCAAGUUAAUAAAUAGAUCACUGACCAUUUUGAAUCUCACUGUACCUUCUCCGCUGUGCAAUCCGGUUUCCAAGCUGGUAACGGGAGCACCUCAGCCACGCUCAAGGUACUAAACGAUAUCAUAACCGCCAUUGAUAAAAGAUUGUACUGUGCAGCCGUCUUCAUUGACCUGGCCAAGGCUUUCGACUCUGUCAAUCACCGUAUUCUUAUCGGCAGACUCAACAGCCUUGGUUUCUCAAAUGACUGCCUCGCCUGGUUCACCAGCUACUUCUCAGACAGAUUUCAGUGUGUCAAAUCGGAGGGCCUGUUGUCCGGACCUCUGGCAGUCUCUAUGGGGGUACCACAGGGUUCAAUUCUCGAGCCGACUCUUUUCUCUGAAUAUAUCAACGAUGUCGCUCUUACUGCGGGUGAUUCCCUGAUCCACCUAUACGCAGACGACACCAUUCUGUAUACAUCUGGCCCUUCUUUGGACACUGUGUUAACAAACCUCCAAACGAGCUUCAAUGCCAUACAACACUCCUUCCGUGGCCUCCAACUCCUCUUGAACACUAAUAAAACUAAAUACAUGCUUUUCAACCGUUCGCUGCCCGCACCUGCCCAUCUGUAAAUAGCCCAUCCAAUCUACCUACCUCAUCCCCAUAUUGUUUUUAUGUACUUUUCUGCUCUUUUGCACAUCAGUAUUUCUACUUGCACAUCAUCAUUUGCACAUCUAUCACUCCGGUGUUAAUUUGCUAAAUUGUAAUUACUUCGCUACUAUGGCCUAUUUAUUGCCUUACCUCCUCAUGCAUUUGCACACAUUGUAUAUAUACUUUAAAAAAGGUUUUAUUCUAUUGUGCUAUUGACGCUUGUUUAUGCCAUGUGUAACUCUGUGUUGUUGUUUGUGUCGCACUGCUUUGCUUUAUCUUGGCCAGGUUGCAGUUGUAAAUGAGAACUUGUUCUCAACUAGCCUACCUGGUUUAAAUAAAGGUGAAAUAUAUUAUAUAUUUUUUUAAAGAUUGUUGUAUCAUGGCAUUUUAUUAUGGUUAAUUGAAUUCCUAUUGGAUAGCCAUUAGCAACAUUAUGAGCACACAUUGUAUAGAAAGGCUUUCAAGUAUAAAACCCAUUGUGAGUAUAGGCUUCCGAGUGGCACAGCGGUCUAAGGCACUGCAUCUCAAUGCUAAAGGUGUCAUUACAGACCCUGUUUUGAUUCCAGGCUGUAUUACAACCGUCCGUGAUUGGGAGUCUCAUAGGACUCCCAUAGGCGCACAAUUGGCCAAGAGUUGUCUGGGUUAGUGUUUGGCCGAGGUAGGCCAUCAUUGUAAAUAAUCAUUUGUUCUUAAGUGACUUGCCUAGUUAAAUAAAGGUUAAAGAAAAAAUUAAGUUGAACUAUAGUUGAUUUAACUGUAUUUGCUUUCCAAAUUCAGGUCUGAACAUUCAGGUCUGAACAUUUUAAAUACUAAUUUUAAAAAUCUUAUUGUUGUGAAUUUAUAUGUACAUUUGUCAUUUGCAUUGCAGCGCUUAAAUCGUUGCAGCUUCCCUCUUGCCUGGUAUGGAUUGUUGUUACUUUUUAUGAUCACUUUAUAAACAAUCCAUAACAGGCAAGAAGAAAGUUUCAUAAAAGAAGCCGACCAUAAACACACCAGACAUGUUACAUCAUUUCAAUGCCAAACCUGGUCUAACAGUGGAAACGGUUGGUCCCAAGAAAGCACCAAUCACUCAUUUCCAUUAGACAGUUACAUAGAUUAUCUCAUUGGCAAAGGAAACUCUAGUUGAAAGCCAUCCAUAUUUUGAGAGGUCAGCUCUGCAUAUUUUGAGAGGUCCGCUCAACACAACUCACAAGUGCUACUCCAACAGUCAGAGAUCAAGGUUUACUACCCAAAAUAGACUGUGAAAAUCCAAUUAAUGGCUUGAUCCACUGUAGCCUAAGCAACACACGCUUUAGGUUAGCAUGUCUGUUUUAAUCAACAGAGGAGCAUAUUGCAAGUAUGAACUUUUUUCACAUGCUGGAUAAGUACAGUAUAAGCAAGAACAAAUCAAAACCUGGAUAUGUUAUGUUUUUGUCACAAUCUUAUCAAAAGGAAUGACAUUGUCCCAAUAAUGCCUCAACCUGGGGACCUGAUUGAGAUAUUCCGGGGGACCUAUCAGCACUGGGCCUUGUAUGUUGGAGAAGGCUACAUCGUCCACCUCUGUCCCCCCACUGAGGCAGCUGGGGCUGGUGCCUACAGCCUAGUGUCUGUGUUGUGUGACACAGCCGUUGUGACCAAGGAGAGCCUGGAGGAGAUAGUGGGGAAGGACAGGUUCCUUGUCAACAACCUGCUGGAUGGCAAACACAAACCCCGGAGUGUUUAUGACAUACUGAGGGAUGCCCGCAGCCUGCUGGGCCUGGAGAUGCCUUACUGCAUCCUGAGGGGAAACUGUGAACACUUUGUCACAGAGCUGAGAUAUGGGAAGGGAGAGUCCCGGCAGGUAUAUUAUGCUCUGGGCCUAGGUGUUAGAGCAGUGGCGAUUGGCAUGAAGGCCCUGAAUGCAGCGUCAAACAUCUCUUGUGUGAAGUCAAAACAAAAGAGGAUACUCCUUUGAACCUUCGAGUCACCUUCCUCCGUCUACCUCUGGGGUGAAUGCAGAGACAGCGGAAUUUUUUUUUUGACAGGGGGUAUAAUUCCAGACAUUUGGUAGGCUAUUUGUAAGUCAAUUAGUCUAAAAUUAGACACAUGCAUUUUCUUUUCUGCCCUUCGCCUACUAGUUGCCCCCUAGGUGAGGGUUUCCCAAAAUUGGUCCUGGGGCCUCCCCUGGGUGCACAUUUUUU
Messenger RNA from Oncorhynchus keta (chum salmon), 3587 nucleotides. RefSeq names its product phospholipase A and acyltransferase 3-like. Gene Ontology annotation, molecular function: A2-type glycerophospholipase activity; glycerophospholipid phospholipase A1 activity. NCBI's taxonomy places the organism in Eukaryota, Metazoa, Chordata, Actinopteri, Salmoniformes, Salmonidae. Bases 2828 to 3361 code for a protein of 177 amino acids. Gene Ontology annotation, biological process: N-acylphosphatidylethanolamine metabolic process. Gene Ontology annotation, cellular component: cytoplasm. The record is from RefSeq and is a predicted model, not a curated record. The transcript is spliced from 4 exons.